CCUUGUAGGAGUUCAUGUUUCUAAUAAACGUUACGUAAUUUUUAUCUUCACUUCUCCGCUUCUAUGAUUGUUCUUGCGUCUCUUUAUGUCAACUAGAGGUUUAACCGCGGUUUAUUUGCCUAUAAAUUUAAGGAUUUUAAAUGUUAAAUAUAAUUUUUUUUUUGUAAAAAUAAAAUUAAUUAAUUUUAUUUUUGUGUUAUAGAUACUAUCUCAUAAAUCAUUAAGUUUAAUAUUUGCUUAUGUCGGUUGCUUUGUUUAGACUUCAAAAUUCGAAAUCCGGUUUUAAGUAAUUACUGCAAAAUUAGGGAGGAGGCAAACGAUAUACUCUUCCCUCGCACCUUUUGAACCAUUAAACAACCAUUGUUUUUCCUCCAAAAAUUUUUGAAUUUGAAAAAAAUGGGUAUUUUACAGUUUUAGUUAUUCAGUUUUCUUUAAAAAAAAAAGCAAAAAGAAAUCACAAAAUUCUUUUACAUCUAAUCUAUUAAAAGAGGAGUAUAAAUUUAAACUACCCCUUAGUUUUACAAAUUAUUUACAAUAGCAUGCCACUAAAGUUAUUAAUUAAUAAAUCUAACUUUUAGUAUUAUUUGUCUUUUCCUAUUUUAUUAUAUAUAUAUAUGUGGUCUGUAUUUGAUGACAAAAUAUAUAUAUAUAUAUAUCAUAAUUAAAUACAUGUUAAUUAACUUACCUUUUAGAUUUUUUUCUUUUUAAUUAUCUACCUAGCUUUUUAAAAGCUAUAUAAUUAUAUUUUUAUUAUAUAUAAGUAAUAACUAAAAUAAAAGUCACAUAAAAAGAACGAUUUAUAUAAUAUAUAGAUCAAUAUAUAAAUAUAUUAUGUUACAUAUAUUUUCAUAUAAAUAGUAGUCCAAUGUAAAUUUAGUAUGAUAAAUGCUGGAAGUAGAAAAUAUAUAGCACCAUAUAUUUUAAAAAAUAAAAGUACAUUUGAUCCAUAAAAGAUACAUUUGUACGGAUAUACAGAUCAUAUUCAAAAAAUAUUACUGAUACAAUUGAUCGUUUAUAAAAUAAACAUAUUUAAAAAGAUCAUAUUAGACAAUUAUUUAAACGGACAAAUUUUAAAAUAUAGAUUAUCAUUUAUACAAAUAAAUAUUUAUUUUUAAAAAUAAAAAUAAACAUCUGUACAGAUGCGCGGAUCAAGCUCUAGUUGCUAAUUAUUACAACAAUAAAAAAUAUAUAAUAUCAUUAUGGGGAUUUAUUUGGUAAAUUCUGUUUGACCAUUUUUCAUUACCUAAAAAUCUGUAAAAUUAAUUCGGUAAACGAGAAAGAAAAAAAAACAAGAUUUGUUGAUAACAUAAAAAGAAGGACACCAGGUGGACCCAACCCAACAGAUUCAGAAUCUCAGGGUCGUUCGUUUUGCUCUCCAAGCUCGAGCCAUAGUGUGGCUACCUUGUAACCGUCACACGUCAUCUCUACUCUUUCUUCUUCGCCAAGCGUUCUUCAGUAUCACUCACUCGCGUCCUUAGGUGAAACAAACAAGAUUCCUCAUGGCGAAAACAGCUAGAACUCCUUCCGCGUCUCACGGAACUGGUCCCGAAGCUCCAAGAUCCGAUGCCGCCGGCUCACCCGCUGCUACUGAUUCUCAGAAACGCGGCCGUGGACGACCGCCGAAGUCCAAAUCCGACUCUCAGGACGGUGCCGUUUCAGCAGCUCAGCCGGCUAGGAAACCAAGCGGUCGCCCGAAAAGAAACCUAGCUACAGCAGCUGUUGCGACUGCGCCUGCGGCAGCAGGUAGGCCAAGGAGGUCGAACACUGUGCGUGCGACGGAGCCUCAGGUCACGGCUGGAGAUGGAUCUAGGAAGCGUGGGAGGCCAAAGAAAGAUGAUGUGGCAGCUCCAGCUAAGAAACAACGUGGACGGAAACCUAAAUCUGAACCUGUUGCUAAGAAGACUGUGGGCAGGCCAAAGAAUGGAGCAUCAGACCCAAGAGAGCUCAAGAAGAAAGCCGCACUCUUACAAAAGAAAGUGAAGCAGGCUGCAGAUAAGCUGAAGAUAGCAGUUUCAGCAAUCGAGGAGGUCCAAGAGAUAGCUGCAGGAAUGUAGAAGCUGUGAUGUGACACGUCCACAAAAAUCUUAAUGGUGUUAGGGAAACAUUUGUUUGGAGAAUUUAAGACUGAUUGAUUUGAUGUUUGAUUUCCAAAUUUAGGUUUGUCUGUACGUUCGUAGGGAGUGGUACAAGAAGAGAAAACAGUUUUAGUGUUAAUUGGUUCGUACUCUUUGAUGAUCUCUUGUGUAGCUGUUACAUGGGGAAUCUACCCUUUUGUGAGUUUAACUCUUUUGUUCUGAAUUGAAUGUUUUGUAGUGACUAAACUGUGUUAUGCUCUGUC
Messenger RNA from Brassica rapa (field mustard), 2338 nucleotides. Its product is annotated as putative DNA-binding protein At1g48610. Lineage: Eukaryota; Viridiplantae; Streptophyta; Magnoliopsida; Brassicales; Brassicaceae. The record is from RefSeq and is a predicted model, not a curated record. Gene Ontology annotation, molecular function: DNA binding.